AUGGCCUCUGCCAGCGAGCUUGCGAGCACCCAAGCGGAGCUGCAGUCCGUGAAGCGGGCGUUGCAAAGUGGAGCAGCCUACCUCGGACUUCAGGGUGAAGCACUUCAGAAGUACUUGCUCCAAUUGAGCGAGAAGGAGAAUCUCUUGCUCUCCAAGCAGUUGCAUUCCAUGGCAGCUCAGGAUAGCUUCGAGCCAUUAUUGCCGGCGACGGCAUCUUCCGGACCCACGCGAGGAUACGCAGCAGGGCAUGUGACCAACGGGGCCCAUCAGCCUGCGCGACCUGCACCAGUGGGAGAUGCUAAGGCGUUCAACCGCGAGAAUCUGCAAGAUGUUCUGACUCAUAUGGCAGAAUAUGAGGCGGUGCCGGCAGAGUGUGCGAAGGCCUUGAAGGCACUGUCUUCCCUGGCCUAUUCCAACGCACGGUCCGUGGGCAAGGACGAGCGAGUGCUCGCUGCUUUGCUUAGAGCAGUCCGGUUGCACCAGUCAGAAGGUGCUGUGCAGCUCACUGCCAUGCGGGCGAUCUCAAACAUGGCUUAUGACCAGGAAGUGGCCCUGACAAGACUAGCGAAGUCUGAUGUCAUGGGGCAGCUGUUGACUUCCAUGGCUUCGAAGUCUGAACCAAAGGAGAUUGCCGCCAGGGCCAGCGAAGCUCUGGCCAGAAUCAUUGCUGCAGAGGUAAAGCCCGACAGCGAAGGCGGUGGACCGCCUCCAGAGCAACCAGUGCAGGUCCCUCCUGGUUCUCCAGGAGCCCUUUGCGGGCUCUUCCUCGCAGCUUGUAGUGCUGAGGCGCCUUGCAAGGAGAUCGUGCCACAAUUGCUGUUGCAGCUGUCGUCCAAUGAGGUCAUCGAAGCGAAGCAAGCUGCCGAGGGCUUCACUCGAUGUGAGCAAGAAUGCAAAACUCCAGCAGAUGGCGUUGGUUGGUUGGCACUGGCCAAAGUUCUCUCGCCCAUGGACUCCGUGCGCGAUUUGCCGGCCGCCUUGGUCGAAGCAGGUGCCAUCCGAGCGGCUGCCAGCAUCAUGACUCGCUUCAUUGAAGAUAGACUCGUGCAAUUGACAGGCAUCGAAGCCAUGUCAAGCUUGGUUGGAAAUCGAUGGGCCGGAUUGCGGGCCUUUGCAGAUGUUGGUGGUAUGGAGAGAGUGGAGGAAGCCAUGCGUCGUCAUGGCCAGGACUCGAUGAUUCAAACGAAGGGUGUGCGUGCGCUGGGCAGCGGUGUUCAAUGGCCUCAAGACAUCCAAGAGAGAGCUCGGUAUUCCCAUCGGCGAGCGGUCGAUCUGACAAAGACCGCGAUGUCCCAGCAUGGGGCAGAUGUGGAGCUCCAGAUAGCAGCCCUCGAGGCGCUCGCCAAGUAUUUAGACAAGACCAAAUGCGUGUCUGACAUCAAGGAUGCAGGAGGCGAAGGCCUAGUGAAGAUGAUGAUGACCACGCAUCAUUCCAAUGCCAAGGUUCAGCAGUGGGGUCGUCAUGUGCUUACCGGCAUCGGGGCGGAUCCAAAUUGGGCCCCGAAAGCUGGCGCGUUGCCUUGA
Molecule: messenger RNA, 1524 nt
Organism: Durusdinium trenchii
Lineage: Eukaryota; Dinophyceae; Suessiales; Symbiodiniaceae
Source: the annotation of a GenBank genome assembly